AUGUUUGCGUUGCGUGCCCCCUGUAAAGAAAGUGGUCAAAAAUGGAACAAUACAAUAAAAUACUUUGGAGAAAACUUCCUUAUUGGAUUAUUCCUGCCAAAUCUUCUAGCCAAAGUUUCCGUCGUAAACAUUCUAUGCGUGGUUGCACUUGGAACAAGUCUUACAACAUUUAAUGCUCUAUCAAGUUAUGGUCUUAUCUCACUCUUACCUUGGUUUUCAAAAAAAUCAACUGUGACAUUAUCAAUAGUGAGUUAUAUUCGAGUUAUAGGGCUGGUAGCUACAAUUAUUGAUGUAAUACCCGACAACACAGGAGACAAAGGACUGCUUGUUCUUCCUAUGGUGUUUAUCUACCUUGCCACUCUAUUGGUGUUGAAUGGUUUUGUAUCCGUUGUCAAAGUCAAGGAAGAGGACACUGCACUGGACAGACCUUUGCAGACUACAGGGCAAGACAAGGAGCAAGACAAGGAUAUCAACGAUUCAACUAUAAACUCCAAAAUUAAUAAAGUUGUAAUCUUUGCCAUCUACACUGAUGAAAUGUCAGUCAAAAAUGAACAAUUGUGAACAGAACCAAAACUUCUAGGAACUGUAAAAAUAUUUUAUAAAAAAAGGAUGAUUUUUAAUGUACAUGACUAACCUAUCCCUGUUUGCGGGUUUUACUGAGAAAGUGUACGGCACGUGAUGGUGAAUUGACGAACUGCCUUGGCAUCAUUCCCUUUCACAAGUGUGAAUGUAUUUGACCACCAUGAACGUGUACCAUGGUACAAAACAUUUAUAAAAACCUAACUUGUAGAUAUAGUCACGGAGAUAUGUAGACAGUGUUGAGCUUUAUUCACCCCGGCCCCUUAUCAUUGGACGUGUUGGGGAAAGCAGUGCCGGAAUAAGUCCAGAAAUAAGUAUUUAUUCUAGUAGUUGACGUAAUAAAAAAACAUAAUAACUUUCACUUUUGAUGUUAUAUGUAGAUAUUGAAGAGUGG
Molecule: messenger RNA, 973 nt
Organism: Paramuricea clavata
Lineage: Eukaryota; Metazoa; Cnidaria; Anthozoa; Malacalcyonacea; Plexauridae
Source: the annotation of a GenBank genome assembly